CAGCACCACCGAUGUCACGUGUGCCGCCAGGUGUCUAAAUCGAAAAGAUGGUCGCCACCUCGGCUACCUUCUCGAGCCAAGUUUCCGGUACUCAUGGCGGGCGAGUGGAUAAGCAUGAAGUGCGAAGUUCGACCGUUCGGGUUGUUUCUUCUACGACGAAUGAAAUUUUUCAAUUUCAAUCAGAGCUGGUAUGGAGAGUAUCAGUACUUCAAAGAUGCCAAGUGUCAAGUGGCCAUGUACGUAUUAAUCGCCGAGGGUGAAUACCGGCCAGGCCAUCAGCAUAGAGGAUCCACAAACUAUGACUUUAUUGUAGAAAAGGCAUUAAUUAGGCCUCUUGAUCAGCUGUUUGUGGACAAUCUCAAUGGCCAUGAUAGUGGGAUGUGUGGGCACAAAGAUUUUUGGCGACUAAACGAUUCACAAGACGUGACAUUUAGCGGGGGUUGUAGCGGAAUUGGUCUGAUUGUCCCAAACACGGAGUACGAUAUUGUUCGCACAGACAUAGAUUAUCACGGUCGGCCACAGCUGUAUCUGGGAGAUACGGACUCGGACAUUAUUCCUUCAACUCCGGACAAAAGGCCCACAUCAUAUCAACCAGCCUUAACUCAAUGCCGAUCUUUUACUGAGCAUAUUGGAACUAAUUACCUCUACCCCCUCCCACGGGUUCAGUACAACAUUAUUAGUGGAGCAGUUUCAACCACUUUAAAGGAUUUUACAUGAUCUCUGUUGUGUCGUUCUUCCGUACUGACUCGUGCCAUGCAGACGCCUUGUCAAAACCUAUGUACACGACGAGCAACGUGUAAUAUUUGUUAUGAUUGUUCUAAGUGUUUCUUUCACGUAAAAGGUUGAAAAUGAUAUUGUACUACAGUAAAUAAAGUAAUUAAAAUCUGUG
Molecule: messenger RNA, 889 nt
Organism: Limulus polyphemus (Atlantic horseshoe crab)
Lineage: Eukaryota; Metazoa; Arthropoda; Merostomata; Xiphosura; Limulidae
Product: protein APCDD1-like
Exons: 2
Coding region: 94-717 (207 amino acids)
Biological process (GO): negative regulation of Wnt signaling pathway
Cellular component (GO): plasma membrane
Molecular function (GO): Wnt-protein binding
Source: RefSeq, a predicted model, not a curated record